Molecule: messenger RNA, 1308 nt
Organism: Clupea harengus (Atlantic herring)
Lineage: Eukaryota; Metazoa; Chordata; Actinopteri; Clupeiformes; Clupeidae
Gene: kcnk20
Product: potassium channel subfamily K member 13
Exons: 3
Coding region: 1-1308 (435 amino acids)
Biological process (GO): potassium ion transmembrane transport; stabilization of membrane potential
Cellular component (GO): plasma membrane
Molecular function (GO): potassium ion leak channel activity; outward rectifier potassium channel activity
Source: RefSeq, a predicted model, not a curated record
AUGGUUAACGAGGGCCAUUCGAGUGCGCGUCGUCGAGGGGAGGCCUCUCGCCGCGCCUGCGUCUGGGUAAACACGGACCUCGCCCGCAUCUGCCUCCUGUGGAUGCUCAUCGCCCUCUACAUGCUGUUCGGAGCGGCCGUCUUCUCGGAGCUGGAGCGGUCCGGGGAGCUGAGGGCGCGGAGCCGCUGGGACGGGCAGGUGUCUGAGUUCGCCCAGGUGCACCAGGUGAGCCCGGGGGACCUCCGCACGCUGCUCAAGCAGUACGAGGAGGCCAACGCAGGCGGGGUGAGAGCAGACCCACGCAGACCCAGAUGGGACUUCUCUGGAUCCUUCUACUUCGUGGCCACGGUUGUCUCCACUAUAGGCUAUGGCAUGACAGCCCCCUGCACCAUGAGCGGCAAAAUCUUCCUCAUCCCUUACGGCCUGUUCGGCUGUGCGGCCACCAUCCUCUUCUUCAACCUCUUCCUUGAGCGGGCCAUCACCCUCAUCUCCUUCGUCAUGUACAGCUGGCACAAGAGACGGAGGAUCAAAGGCAGCCUGAGAAGGUCGGGGGAACGAGAGCGGGAAGAAGAGGAGGAAGAGGAGGAGUGGAGGCCAUCUGUAUACUACGUCACCCUCAUCCUGGGUGCCCUGGCUCUGCUGGUGGCCUGCAGCGCCUCUGGUCUCUAUUCCGCGGUCGAGGGCUGGGACUACUUUGAGUCCAUGUACUUCUGCUUCGUGACCUUCAGCACCAUGGGCUUCGGGGACCUGGUGAGCGGGCAGAGGGAGUGGUACCACGCCAGGUGGUUCUACCAGGUGGGCAACAGCCUGGUGAUCAUGCUGGGCGCCUGCUGCACCUACUCGCUCUUCAACAUCAUGUCCGUCAUCAUCAAGCAGGCGCUGAACUGGAUGCUGGCCAAGCUGCUGUGUCUGUGGCGGGGCUGUGGGGCGUGCGGUGAGGGGGGUGAGGAUGAGGAGGGAGCGCCAGGGGUCCGGCUGACCGCCACCCGCCACGGGAGGCACUGGAGCUUCAGCGUGGUCCGGUUCGCCCCCGCCGCCACGCCCAGGGGCAAGUGCCUGUGCGCCGGCUCAGGGGUGGACACGGUGUGUAAGACGGAGGAGAGGAGGGGGGCCGAGAGGGACACGGAGGGCCACAGAUGCAGGAGGCCCGGGGAGGAGGUUGUGUCAGGAGCAGGUCCAGGGAACCUCCGUGCACCUGGAGGCCACAGGUGCACUCAUACCUUUGCGCGCCAAAGCAGCCUGCCUGAGGGGGUGGGAGCAAUCGCAAUGCUGAAUAACCGACUGCAGGAGACCAGAAUCAAUAUGUAG